CAUACCUUUAACAGUAAGGCCUUCGUUCUGGCGCCAUCUUCUUGAAGCCUAUGAAAUCCAAAGAGUGAGCUGCAAAGUGGAGAGGACAAGAAGACAACACAGGCGGUUCCGCGUUAACUUGAAGGUGGCGUGAAUGUCAAAAGAGCCCAAGUGACACAGCGAACGUGAAGGCAACGGAGGACAGGGCAGCCUCAUCCAAAAUGGCGAAGCACAACAAGGAUCUGGAGGAGGAGAUCUACGACAAGGUGGUCGAUUUGACUGAGUACGCCAAACGCCAGCGAUGGUGGAACCGUCUCUUUGGAAAGACAUCCGGCCCGCUGGCAGAGAAAUACUCUGUUGCCACACAGAUAGCCAUAGGAGGAGUGAGCGGAUGGUGUGCAGGCUAUCUCUUCCAGAAGGUUGGGAAAGUUGCUGCGACUGCUGUAGGGGGAGGACUCCUGUUGCUGCAGAUAGCAAACAACAGUGGCUACAUCCAAGUAGACUGGAAAAGAGUAGAGAAAGAUGUCAACAAAGCCAAGAAGCAAAUACAGAAGAACACAGACAAAGCAGGUCCAGAGUUGAACACAUUAGUUGAAAGGUCCACAGAAUUUGUGAAGAAAAACAUCGUGGUCACAAGCGGCUUCGUCGGAGGCUUCCUGCUCGGUCUGGCAUCCUAAGAUCUGCCAGAAAAAAAUGACGCCAUGCUCUAAAACAUUUUUGACCUGGUAGAGGAAAAAAGGGGAAAACGCUAUAUAUUGCUUAGUAGAUGAUCAAUGUUGUUGACAGCAUGUCUCUGGUGAUCUUGUAGCUGUCUUAUCUGCAUCGGCUGCACCCCUUUUGAUGUCUACUUCACUUCUGUAACCUCCACAUUAACCAGCCACUAUCAUUGUGUGGCAGGGGGUGAACAGACCCACUUCAUACUGCAGGCCAAAUUAUUCCACCUAAAAAUAAAAAUGACAAUCAUGCAAGUUUUAUUUAUUGUUACAAUGACAAAUUGUGGUAGUGCAUUAGGUCAAUAAAAAUUCAACAAAUGCUA
This is a messenger RNA of Doryrhamphus excisus (bluestripe pipefish), 1015 nucleotides long. It is a transcript of the gene fundc1, whose product is annotated as FUN14 domain containing 1. Gene Ontology annotation, cellular component: mitochondrial outer membrane. The record is from RefSeq and is a predicted model, not a curated record. Gene Ontology annotation, biological process: autophagy of mitochondrion. NCBI's taxonomy places the organism in Eukaryota, Metazoa, Chordata, Actinopteri, Syngnathiformes, Syngnathidae.